Molecule: messenger RNA, 690 nt
Organism: Brassica napus (rape)
Lineage: Eukaryota; Viridiplantae; Streptophyta; Magnoliopsida; Brassicales; Brassicaceae
Product: glutathione S-transferase T2-like
Exons: 3
Coding region: 1-690 (229 amino acids)
Source: RefSeq, a predicted model, not a curated record
AUGGACCCUUUUCCCCUUAACUCUACCGGGUUUGUUAACCUGUUAGCUUCGCAGAGCAGUCCACCAAUAGACGUAGACUCUGCUGAGCCAGGUGUUAACUCUCCCGGGUUAGUUAAGCCUGCGGAAAGGAGAAAGUGGACUACCAAAGAAGACCUUGUGUUGAUCAGUGCUUGGUUGAACACCAGCAAGGAUCCCAUCCUGAGUGGCUCUGCUCCUAGGGAGUGGGGUCAGUGUAAGCAGAGGUGGGGAAGAGUGAAUGAGCAGGUUUGUAAAUUUGUGGGGUGCCAUGAGGCGGCGUUGAAGGAGCAGGCGAGUGGCCACAGUGAGAAUGAUGUCAUGAAGGCGACACAUGACAUCUUCUUCAAUGAUUACAAAGUGAAGUUUCAGCUUGAACACUGCUGGAGAGAACUGAGGUUCGAUCAGAAAUGGCGAUCACACGCUAUCUCGAAGGAGAAGAGGCAAGAAGCUGAUGCGGAGGUGGUGCCUGAGGGGGAAGAGGUGAGGCCGCCCGGGGUUAAGGCCAGCAAAGCAGCGAAGCGAAAGAAGCCGAACGAGGCAGCUUUUGAUCAAAUCCAUAGCAUCCUAGCUCAGAAAAAUACCAUUUCUAGACAAAAGAUACUUGAUCGCCUCCUAGCCAAGAAAGUGGAAACACUUUCUGAUCAAGUCACGGGUUUAAAGGACACGGUCUAG